AUGUUGACCAAGAUCUUCUCGCUCCUUCUCCUCAUCGCUCUGAGCACCUCUGUCCAUGGACAAAGAGGAAUGCGUCGUGAGCUGAGCCACGAAGACACCGAUCUCUACACUUACAUGAUGAGCGGAAAAGGCAAGGGCGGCAAGGGCAAGGGCGGCUCCUCCUCCUCGAGCAGCGGAAAGGGCAAGGGCACUCCUAAGCCUACCUUGACUCCCACCACUUCUCCCUCCAAGGUGCCUACCAAGGCGCCUACAAGUAUGCCCUCCAAGAUCCCUACUUCGGCGCCCAGCACACCUCCUCCAACAAAGACUCCUACCACUUCUCCCUCCAAGAUGCCAACCAAGGCCCCCACCAUGCUUCCAUCAGCAUCUCCAAGCAUGACUCCCUCUGUCAGCAAGGGCAAGGGAAAAGGAAAAGGAGGAAAAGGAAAGGGAGGAAGCUCCAGCAGAAGAUGGUAG
This is a messenger RNA of Cylindrotheca closterium, 456 nucleotides long. The record is from the annotation of a GenBank genome assembly. NCBI's taxonomy places the organism in Eukaryota, Bacillariophyta, Bacillariophyceae, Bacillariales, Bacillariaceae.